Dovyalis caffra is the source of this 1026-nucleotide messenger RNA. Lineage: Eukaryota; Viridiplantae; Streptophyta; Magnoliopsida; Malpighiales; Salicaceae. The record is from the annotation of a GenBank genome assembly.
AUGAAGAACUGUGAACGAAUUGCGAACAUAGCUUUAGCAGGUUUAACAUUGGCACCACUUUUUGUGAAAGUAGAUCCAAACUUAAAUGUGAUCUUGACUGCAUGCCUGACAGUUUACGUCGGCUGCUAUCGAUCUGUCAAGCCUACCCCGCCUUCAGAGACCAUGUCUAAUGAACAUGCAAUGCGCUUUCCCUUUGUGGGGAGUGCUAUGCUGUUAUCAUUAUUCUUACUCUUCAAGUUUCUUUCCAAAGAUUUGGUUAAUGCUGUACUGACCUGUUACUUUUUUGUGCUUGGAAUCGUCGCACUUUCGGCAACACUAUUACCAGCUAUAAAACGUUAUUUGCCUAAGCGUUGGAAUGAUGAUGUCAUUUCCUGGCAUUUUCCUUAUUUCCGCUCUUUGGAGAUUGAGUUUACGAGAUCUCAAAUUGUUGCGGCUAUUCCUGGAACAUUCUUUUGUGCUUGGUAUGCUUCCCAGAAGCAUUGGCUUGCUAACAAUAUUUUGGGGUUGGCUUUCUGUAUUCAGGGGAUUGAAAUGCUUUCCCUUGGUUCUUUUAAGACUGGCGCAAUUCUCUUGGCUGGACUUUUUGUAUAUGACAUUUUCUGGGUUUUCUUCACUCCUGUGAUGGUUAGCGUUGCAAAAUCUUUUGAUGCUCCUAUAAAGCUUUUGUUCCCCACAGCUGAUGCCGCAAGACCAUUUUCCAUGCUUGGACUGGGUGACAUUGUGAUUCCUGGUAUUUUUGUAGCUCUGGCAUUGCGAUUUGAUGUGUCUAGAGGAAAAGGCAGCCAGUAUUUUAAGAGUGCUUUUCUUGGAUAUAUAGCUGGUGUGGUCCUUACAAUUGUUGUCAUGAACUGGUUCCAAGCUGCUCAGCCUGCACUUUUGUAUAUUGUACCAGCUGCUAUAGGAUUCUUAGCUGUUCACGUCAUAUGGAAUGGUGAAGUCAAGCAGUUAAUGGAGUUUGACGAGUCCAAGACUGCUGCAUCAUCUCAAGAAGGUAGUGAAACCAGCUCUAGCAAAAAGGUGGAAUGA